UUGUACAUUUUCCUUAGAGAAAUGUCUAAUGGAGCCUUUGCCAUCGCCCGAGUCGUAAGAAAGAAACCACGAGAGGUGUUGCCGGCUGGAGGCGGAGGCCGUGGGCUGCCACAUGGCCCCUGGCUUGCUCCACUCUGGGCGGGGAGAGGGGCCCCACGGGGUGUGUGCCGCCUGGGGCGUUUCCGGGAGCAUCGGCCAGCCUCCCUAGGCCACAGUUUCACUUUUGGGUCUGUGCACUUGCUCAGAAGCUUCCCGGCACAGCCCUGGUCUGCAGGGAGGCCUUGCUUCACGUCGUGGGCCCGGAGCCUGGGGUGACGGUCACGCCCUGAUCGCAGAAAGCCUGAGCCAUCUGUACCCCCCGAGAGCAUGACGUCCGCCUUCGAAAGGGUGGUCAAGAGCGUGGUCCGGGAGCUGGACCCCACACGAGACCUCAUCCCCGUGGACAGCCUGCGGAGCUCCAUCAGCUUCCGGCCCUACUGCCUGCUGGGCAGGAAGCUGUCCAGCUCAUGGUUCUGGAAACCCCGCUACAAGUGUCUCAACCUGUCCAUCCGGGACAUUCUGGAGCCUGAUGCCCCAGAACCAGCUGUGGAGCACGUCGCCUCUUUCCACAUCGAAGACCUCGUGGACGGGAUGGUGGAGGGCAACGUGGAGGUGAAAGCGCUGGGACAGGGCAAGUUUGUGAGCGGGGCAGCGGUGUCGGCCACAGCCAGCACCUCCGUGAACGUGUGCAUGCUGAAAGUGCCCCUCAACACCUGGGGGGCCAUGAAAAAAGAAAGGCGCCUGCGGCAGCCGGAGCACAAGAUCCUGCAGCAGCUGCGGAGCUGCGGGAACGACGUGUUCGUGGUGACGGAGGUGCUGCAGACGCAGGAGGAGGUGGAGGUCACCCGGGCCCAGAAGCAGGAGGGCUGUGGCCAACUCGCCCUGCCCGGAGCCCUACGCCUGCAGGGCAAGGGCCAGGGCCACCUGAACCGGAAGAAGACAGUCACCAUCCCCUCAGGCAGCGUCCUUGCAUUCCAGAUGGACCUGCUGGUUAUUGGCCCUGACUGGGAGAUCCACCACCUCCGGCACAAGGACGAGAGGACCUUCAGGCUGCCCCAGACAGGCCACAAGCCUACAAGCAGCACAGGUCUCCUGUCACAGAUACCUCUCAGCUACUUCAAGAUGAGGUUCCCAUCUACACCCGUGGACAUGGUGUCGGGGUGCUGCGGGCACCCGGGCAAUUCCAGCCCUCUCCACACAGAUGGGGACAUUGAGGACCAGAUGCCAGUCACUGAAGACUUUCAGGGCCUGAAGGUAGAGGUUAGUGUCCACGCCGACGGCCUGAAGGGCUUGUCCGGGGAACUGUGCGGGCAGAUCCUGGCAGGCCUGAUGAAGGUGUUGCGGGAAGAGCCGGCCUUGGAGAGCCUCCAGGAGGAGCUGGAACAGGGCCUGUGCUGUGGGUGGGUGGCGUCCCCCGAUGCCCCGGGGAGUGCCAUCCUGGAGUGCCUGGUGCAGUCCUCUGGAAAGGUAGAGGAAGAACUUGCCCGCCCCAUCCUCUACCUCGUACAAGCACUGACUGAGCUGAACGAAACCCAGCGUGAACUGCUCGCGGAGGCGCUGGAGACAGGGGACCUGUCCGGGCAGUCCAGGCUGGUGCAGAGCGUCCUGGAGCAGAGCUCCCCCUGGAAGGAGCACAGGGCCGUGUCCCUGCCGCAGGAGCUCCUGGGGAGCAGCUGGGACCCAAAGGCACCUGCCUGGGUCCUGCUGGAGGAGUGCGGCCUGGAGCUGCGGGUGGACGUCCCCCAGGUGCACUGGCAGCCGGACGCGCAGGGCCGCACGAGCGCCCUCUACGCCUGCCUGGUGCUGCUGCCGCAUCUGAGCCAGGACAGCGCUUAGGGCCGAGCCGGGCUCUCCCUCCGGGGCGCCUGGGCAGCCCUCCGGGCGGGGCGGGGCUCCUGCCCAGCUGGCGGCCAGCCCCCGGAAGGCGAGAGCCCGACCGGCCACGUGGCCGGUUCAGCGUGGGGCCAGGAGUUGGGGAAAGUCAAUAAAUGUGAUGUGUAAGGGAAA
Prionailurus viverrinus (fishing cat) is the source of this 2046-nucleotide messenger RNA. RefSeq names its product gasdermin D (gene GSDMD). Bases 367 to 1875 code for a protein of 502 amino acids. The transcript has 11 exons. Gene Ontology annotation, cellular component: NLRP3 inflammasome complex. Gene Ontology annotation, biological process: pyroptotic inflammatory response; defense response to bacterium. The record is from RefSeq and is a predicted model, not a curated record. Lineage: Eukaryota; Metazoa; Chordata; Mammalia; Carnivora; Felidae. Gene Ontology annotation, molecular function: phosphatidylinositol-4-phosphate binding; phosphatidylserine binding; phosphatidylinositol-4,5-bisphosphate binding.